AUGCCUCCCCCACCCCCAUCCCCAUCCCCCUUCCAAAUCCGAGACGCCAGCACCAACACCAACCCCUCCGACACCCCCUUCAUCAUCUCCACCUUCGACUCCUCCCUCACCUACCUCUCCUCCAUCGGCAGCAUCGACCAAUGGGGCCUCACCCCCUUCUCGGAACGGGGCGACUUCCCCACCGAAACACGAAAAGAGAUCCAACAGUCGGAGACAAACCAGCGCACAGGAAGUAACAUCUCCAACGGACUACGCAUAUUCAUCGUCGAGCGGGAAUAUACCCACACCCAUCCCGAAGCCGGCGACACUCCCCCGCAUCUGCGCCUGACAGCCGACGGGAAACGCGUUCUACCUGUUGGAUUCGCGUAUGUUCGGGAGAAUUGGGUUCCGGGGUAUGUGGCUUCGCAGACGCAACUGGCUGUUCCGGUUCCUGUACCUGUUCCGGUUCCGGGGACAGAGGGGGAAGGGGAAGGGGAAGGGUUUCUCUAUCUUGAGGUGAUCGUGACGGAUACGCGAGUGGGAGAGCUUCGUCGCGGGGCGGGGGCGGCGCUGAUACGAGGGAUUCGGGAGUAUGGGCGGGAGAGAGGGAUGAGGGCGCUGUGGGUGGAUAGUUGGGCGGGGAAUGGGAGGAAAUUGGUCAGGUACUAUGAGGAGCAGGGCUUUGAGGCAGUGGGGGACUGGAGUCAUGAGAGGGCGAAUAAGAGCCCGUGGUUGGGGACGCUGAUGAGGAUGGAGAUUUAG
Messenger RNA from Aspergillus heteromorphus CBS 117.55, 741 nucleotides. Its product is annotated as GNAT family N-acetyltransferase. Gene Ontology annotation, molecular function: acyltransferase activity, transferring groups other than amino-acyl groups. NCBI's taxonomy places the organism in Eukaryota, Fungi, Ascomycota, Eurotiomycetes, Eurotiales, Aspergillaceae. Bases 1 to 741 code for a protein of 246 amino acids. The record is from RefSeq and is a predicted model, not a curated record. The transcript is spliced from 2 exons.